Messenger RNA from Clonostachys solani, 2724 nucleotides. NCBI's taxonomy places the organism in Eukaryota, Fungi, Ascomycota, Sordariomycetes, Hypocreales, Bionectriaceae. The record is from the annotation of a GenBank genome assembly.
AUGCUGGAACACGCUGGAUAUUCUCAGGCCCCGAGCCCAGGGACCUCGUUUAGCGGGGUUACUACAAAUGGCGCGCCAAACGCGCACUACUAUCUCAACUCAGGCAAAGCUACAUCGCAACAACACAAUGCCACCACCAACAACCACCACCCAAGACCAAACGGCACGGGCAAUCACAGCAACAGCGUAGGCGGCGUCAACAACGGCAUCAAUGCCAGCUUCAAUCCCGGUGCCAGCACUACCACGACCACUACUAACACCAAUAGCACCACAAGCCACGCCAACGGUGCAAGCAACAAAGGGAGUGCCGGCCCUGGUGCUGGUGGCGGUAGCAUCACUGUCACUGUUACCGCCACAACCACGACCACAACCACCGCUACUGCUACUGCCACCACCAAUGCAAACACCAAUUCUCACCCCCAUCCCCAUGCUUAUCCCGCGGGGACACCCAAUAGCACCCAUCAUCACCAGCACGCGCCCAGUUCAAGUGGGAAGAAAGUCAAGACCAAGAGGACCAAGAGGGCCUUCGCGCCUCAUUCCAUCACGGCCUCCCGGCCCGCGCCGGAAAAAACACCUUCGGCUAGUUCCUCCCCAAUAACUUGCAGACACGAAUUCAACUUGCCCAAGUCUGCGUCUCAUCAAGAGAAUCCCCCAGCCAAGAUCCAUGCUAACUCUGCUGGCUGGAACUCCAUCAAACGAUCUGUCUCCUGCGCAUCACCUUCCCUUGCAAAUGCAGGCAGGAGCGCCAACCCGGGCCUGAAGGAGCAGCAGCAGCGCUCUUCAUCUACCACCACAAACACCGCCAACCUCAACGCCCACCUCAUGAAUGGCAGUCUCCCUGUCAGCGUCAACCAAGUCUCGGAACCUGCGACUACGUUCGGCAGCUACAGUCAGAGGCCGCCAACAGACAUGCUCUCCGCUACAAACGCUCCAGGCGAAGUAAGAAAAGACCAUACCCUUAGCACCGCCCCAAGGCCGCAGAAUGGCCAGGCGAACUCUAGGCCCAGCCUAAAUGGGCUCCAUAAGGAAUUCAGCGCCUCUCCUACCUUUGCCAUGCUUUUUCCUGACAUUGUGGUGGCCAACCCCAAAUCGAGCAAGAACGGUACCACGCCAACUUCCACUGCUUCCAAGCAGCGUCCCACUAAGCCUCCCAGCCUUCGCAAGGAAAACCGUACCACUAAACCUACCCCUACGGUGGUACAGGCUAUUGAAAUGCGAAGUUCUUCCUCCACACCAAAGUCGCAAUCCAGUGCCAGGCUUACAGCUUACCAAGAAUCAACACCGGGUUCUGGCUAUACUUCUGCUACAAACCUAGACUUGGAAAAUGGUGUUUCUAAUGGCACGUUGGGGAAGCGGAAGCAGGCAGUCUCUAUCGGGAGCGGUAAGGACACAGAUACAAUGUUGAAGUCGUUGGGUACGUUAACAAACCCCAUCAUCAAGAAGUUUACGAUCAAUGGGGCGUCUCAUACCGCUGUACUUGUCACAUCACAUCACCCUGUUAUACUUGCCAACGGAUAUACUCUCAAUACCCAGAGUCCGGUUGUCAUUGUGGAUGAUGAUGAUGGCACCAGCUCAGCGAGCCCAGAUUUGACAUUGAAUAGGGAUGAUGAAGCUAACUCAGCAAACCCAGUAAACCUAAAUGAGGAUGGUAAUACUGGGUCAGCGAGCCCAGUCGUCAUGAUGGAUCUGGAUGAGAGCGUUGGCUCAGCGGGUUCAGUUAUCAUGGUUGAUAGGGAUACCGACUCUCCAAGGCCCGUUGUCAUGGUGAAUGGUGAUGGAGCUGGUCCGGCAGACCAAAAUGUGACAGUGAAUGGUGUGGAUGAGGCUCGCCCAAUCACGCCUGUUCCUGUUCUUAGGCAUGGCUUUGUCAACCCGGCGCCAUCCAGACCCAGGCUACGGGCAAACCUGGGGAAGGAACCUUUUGAUUCCGACGCCUUUGACGCCUUAAUAUAUGCACAACCUGGUGCUUUAUCACCGCCAAAAGGUGUACGUACUUUUGGGCAUCGCAAGAAAGGCAGCGAUGGGUCGCAAUUAGACGAUCGCCUCUAUCUACACCGAGAUCCAGCGAUUCAAGGAAUGCAUGAGCGAUCGGAGGAGUGGUACCGAAGAAAGCUCGCCCUUCGACUCCCAGGAGCUCGAAAGAAAUGGUUUGGAAGAGUCAGGGAGAGACAACGGUGGUUAAAGUCGCAACAAGACCAACUAUCUCGACCCAGCGAUGACGGCCUUCGGGAAAGAGGUCCCAAGAGGAAAGAUCCAGAGCCUUGGGCGCAUCAGAGAUCCCUCGAUUUUGGCGACGUCCCAGAAGAUGAUCUUCCAUCAUAUGUUAAAGAAAACCCUGCUUGGCUGAAGUUUUGCGGGAGGCUUCGCGACGCAAGAACUAAAAUGGAUGCAGCGGACUCUAGUGUGCUGCGCCGAGAACGAGCGAAACAGCAAGCAGAGGUCGAUAAAAGAUCCCUCACCAGGAAGGAAGUUGCGCGACGACAGCUGGCCUCGAAGGAAGCUGCGCAAAGACAGUUGGCCUUGAACGAAGCUGCGCAAAGACAGCUGGCCUCGAACGAAGUUGCGCAAAGACAGCUGGCUCCGAAGGCAGUUGCGCAAAGACCGCUGGCCCCGAAGGAGGUUGCGCAAAGAUCCCUUACCAAGAAGGAAGUUGCGCAAAGACAGCUUGCCUCGAAGUUUAUGCGGCAAACCGAGGAGUUCUACAAUUCGAUGAAACAAGCGUAA